AUGGGUCGUAAAUAUAAAAGCCUUCAAGCCGCGGAAGCUGCUGCUGAAGACCUACUUAAGCAGGAAGGACAGAUUCGUGGAACUGAAAAAGACGAACCACCUCGUCAUUUACUGCAAUCGAAGGAUUUUAAUACUCGGUCAAUGGGAUUGGCCAAACCUACCAUAUCAAUCCAAACUAAGAAAUCACUGGAUCCAGGUGGUCCUGGUACCUGUAGCAUUAUUAUGCCACAACAUUCACAACCCCAUUUGAAUUCACAAAACAAGGAAGGAAAGGCCAAUUCGAAAGAUGAAACUUUGGCUGCUCUAUUAGAGCUUUCAGAUGAUCAACCACGAUUUCAGUCUAUCUUUCUGACUGAUGAGAAUAUCAUUUACAUCAACUCACCGUCAAACAGUUCUGGACCCGCAGGAGAACUAGGCAACCCUGUAGAUUCGUUAAGCGAAAUAGCAAGCGUUGUGACAUCGUUGAAGUCCAACACAACAGAGCUGGGCUCUGCAGUAACCACCUUGAGGACUGAUGUGACGGAUAUGAGAAACGAAAUGAUUCAAAUGAAGCAAGAUAUUAUCGAGGGAAACAAAAUAUCGAUUCGACAAGUGGUUGAAGAUUGUUUGAACAGAAGCUUCCCGCGUUUUGCUACAAUGCUCCAUAUGGGUUGUGGAGAUGAAUCUAAGCCACACGCAGAAAAUUCAGUUGAAGAACAUAGACACAUAAACGACAAGGACGACUUAAUCAACUUCAUUAAAAUAUUGGCCAACAAACAUGUAUUCGAGGAAUACAUCAAAUAUUUCACAAAAAUUAUUCCCCCUACCAGUUACUACGAAUCACUUUAUUUUGCAUGCUAUAAGAUUCUGGACUGUUUUUUCACACGACCGUUUUGGAAUAAUUUUACUUGGACCGGAAUCAACCGAGGAAAUAAGUCAAAAAGAGGUUUUCGCGAAUCUGCCAAUGUUCUACAACUUCUCUUCGCAAUAGUAAGCAUCGGUGACCCAACGUAUACGAGAAUUAAAUUGGAAUCAUUUUGCAUGAAUCGACUUUCCCGCUACUCGAAAGCAAGGUCUUCUAGUAAGCAAUUGCUCAGAUCCACGUGUCGCCGCACACGAGUGAAAUGCGAUGAGGCAGUUGUACCAGUUGAUGGUCUGGCUGAAGACGACAAUCGUAGUGGAGCAAUGAAUGAUACCACGUAUCAUUCUAACCAAUAUGAGUCGAUUGAUGCUGUUGUAGUUGACGAUGUCGAGGAUGGUGAUGGACUGAUUGAUAAUAUUACAACUGAUCACGAUGAGUCAGAUAAAGAUUCGCAUAUGGAUACUGACAUGGCAUCUCGUGUCGAAGUUUUGAUUAAUUAA
Molecule: messenger RNA, 1341 nt
Organism: Wyeomyia smithii (pitcher-plant mosquito)
Lineage: Eukaryota; Metazoa; Arthropoda; Insecta; Diptera; Culicidae
Exons: 5
Coding region: 1-1341 (446 amino acids)
Source: RefSeq, a predicted model, not a curated record